Molecule: messenger RNA, 3528 nt
Organism: Candidozyma haemuli
Lineage: Eukaryota; Fungi; Ascomycota; Pichiomycetes; Serinales; Metschnikowiaceae
Gene: YCS4
Product: condensin subunit
Exons: 1
Coding region: 1-3528 (1175 amino acids)
Biological process (GO): mitotic chromosome condensation; meiotic chromosome condensation; mitotic cell cycle
Cellular component (GO): condensed chromosome, centromeric region; nucleus
Molecular function (GO): histone binding
Source: RefSeq, a predicted model, not a curated record
AUGGAGUUCAGUCUAUCAACCUUGUAUAGUGGCUUCGAUGUCCAAAAAGAUUAUGAGGUGGACAAUUCCAAUAUUGAUGAGAAGCUCUCGCAUGCCACCCAUGCGUUGGCAAACAGCUGGGAGGCCAUCCACCACAACAACGAGCUUCUUGAAGAACUCAUGGAGAUGGCUCAUGGCUUCCAACAACUCGACGCUAAGCACAAAAAGCAAGUCAACUACCUAAUAUCUUCUUCGCUCGCUAACGCAUCGCGUCAGUGUAAAAUCAUGAUAGAAGAAGGAGAUUAUGUGGACAUGUUGGACGUGCUCAAGCUGUGUUUGGAGAAAUAUGGUUACUUAAUGUUUGUACUCCUCAAUUUCCUAUCAAGAGAAAAUUUCCCGACCAGUACGUCUGCUAGACAGAAGCAGACAUCUGUACUGUGGAAGAAUAAUUGUCAGCAAGUAGAUGACUCCUUAGCCUCCGUUGUACCAUGCCUACAACUAGACCUCUCCAAGAUAUUCGUCACUACGCCCGAGAAGAACCAGCUCCUAGAUUUAUUCCUUCGACCAGUUUUCCAUCUCAUGGAACUCCCAGAGAGAAUGAAAGUCAAUACCAUCCGUAUCCUAAUGUUCCGUAUAAUAUCACUAGCUGUAACCCGCCAUGGCAGUGAAGAGACCGUCCAGAACUCAGUCAUUCAAUCAUUAACAUACUAUCCACAUCUACCUCAGUAUAUGGCUGAAUUGCUACAUACAUUGGAAAAGGCUUUCGACCAUAUCAAAUUAUCAGAGGAUAUCCUUUUGGAGAUCAGUCAACUCGAAUUCAAUGCUAAUGAUACGAACGGGCCAAAAGCUGUAUCAGAAUUUUUGGUGAGGGUGUCGGAACUCAGUCCAAGGUUAAUCAUGAGACAAAUGGCGUCUAUCAGUCAGAUUCUUGACAAUACCAACCAGUCACUCAGAUGUUCAGUUAUUGAGACCUGUGGAAAUAUCGUGGUUGAUGCAUUCAAAACGCUAUACAACAGUAAUAGCUCAUCUGAAGAUGAACGUGCUGAAAUCAGCAUGAAGCUGAUUGGCAAAUUGUUUUCCUUGCUUAAACAAAGAACACUCGAUCAGAACCCGUUCGCCAGAACAAAAGCCUUGCAAGCUAUGGUCAAGGUUUUCAAUCAUUCACCAGUGAAAGACUACGUUGUGUCUGCUCUUGAAACUCCCGAAUCGAAAGAUCUUGAUAUAGGUCCAGCAAACGAAUGGUAUCAAGAGGUAAUGGAUGUGGCAAUCACAGGGUUAUAUGAUAGAAGCACUUUGGUGCGUAGAAAUGCUAUCAAGCUCUUGUCAAAAAUCUUGAUUGAACAUCCCUUUACUUCUCAAGAAAGUUUCCGAAUGCUGUAUAGUCGAUGGGAAAGGAAGUUGGACGAUCUUAAAGCUGCAAGUCAACAUGUCGUACCUGAGCGUUACUUUCAAAAGUUCAUGAAUCAAAACGAGAAUUCUGAGACAGAGGAUCCCACUUCUAAGUCUUCAGAGGAAGAUGCAAUGGACGUUGACAAUGAAGAGGCCAGAGCUGAGGGCGAAGCAGGCAACGAGGGUGAUGAAGGUGAUGAAGGCGACAACGCAGCUGCUAAUGAUGAUAUAUUAGCGAGUGAACAAGCUUUAGCAGAAAACGACGAAGAUUUUGAUAAGGUCAAGAGCUUGAUGAAACUUUGGGAAUACCACAACUGUGCAUUGGCUUUUAUCAAGAAGUUAGAAAGGGGAGUUGCCAUCACUUCAUCCCUUUUGUUCUCGAAGAACAGAAAUGAGGUACUUGAAGCAAUGGAUUUCUUGGUUUGCGCCGAUGCUUAUGGUGUUGAGAACGCAAGCGAAGGUAUCCGUAAAAUGCUUCAUCUUGUUUGGAUGAAAGGCUCCUCAGAUGAAGGUAAAUCUAUUGCAAGUCAGCUCGUCGAAUGUUACAAACUUUUGUUCCUUACCACUCCUUCUGACAUUACUGCUCAACAGGCAGCCGAAAUGAAAGCUCGAAACUUAAUCAAGAUCACCAUCAAUGCAACUGUUGCGGAUUUGGCCUCAUUGGAGAAACUCAUGUGUAUGAUUUAUGAAGGCAAGUUAAUUGAUUGGGCUAUGAUAGAGCUGUUGUGGUUCAUUUAUAGCAAAGCUGGCUCUGAUGAUACACGUUACUCCCAGGCUCAGAUACAUGGUGCUAUCAUUGUUCUUGGUAUGGUAUCAUCAGCUAAUCCAGCAAUUGUGCAAUGUGGUUUAAAAUCACUCCUUGAGAUUGGUUUGGGCUCUGUUGGUCGCCUGGAUUUGGUUCUUUGCAAGCAUUCGUGUGCCACCUUACUCAAAAUUGUUCAACCUCUGAAAAAAAGACAGACUCAGAACAUGUUUUCUGAAGACAGUGAAGCUGCUGAGAGAUUGAAAGCUAUUUUGUUAUGCUACACUCUGCAAAGAGAUUGGUUCCCGGUGGCAGAACAGGCAAUUGACGCCAUCUUCCGGAUCAUCACCAAUCCUAUUGUGCUUUGUGAUGCAGUUAUCAAAUCCAAGACCAAGGAUGUCUUCAUAAGCGAAAAGGAUGACGAAUCGAGGACUGCUUCUUUGGCCCAGCUCUUAUUCAUUGUUGGUCAUGUUGCAAUCAAAACCAUUGAACAUUUGGAGAAACUAGAAGCCCAAUUCAAGAAAAUGAAACACGAUUUGGAAGCAGAAAAGAGUAACCAAAGAAAAGAAAAUGCUGCUGAGAGCGAGCUUGAGAUGAUUGGAGGUACUUCCGAAGAUGACUUUGCAGACGUUGUGGUGUAUAUCAGAGAAACUGAGAUUCUUUUCGGAGAAAAGUCAUUGUUAGCGAAGUUUGGAUCCUUGGUGACAGAAAUUUGUCUGAACAGGAAGGCCUACGACAAUGGUAUCCUCCAACGGUCUGCGGUUCUCUGUCUUUCCAAGCUCAUGUGUGUUUCGUCAAAGUUCUGUGAGGCGAACUUACCACUUUUCAUCACCAUAAUGGAGAAAUCUGAGGAUCCUGUUAUUCGUUCUAACUGUGUGUUAGGCCUUGGUGAUAUGGCUGUCUGUUUCAACAACUUGGUGGACGAGAAUACCGAUUUCCUCUACCGUCGUCUUACUGAUGAUCACCUUAUGGUCCAACGUACAUGUCUUAUGACCGUUACUUUCUUGAUCUUGGCGGGCCAAGUGAAGGUCAAGGGUCAGCUUUCGUCAAUGGCCAAGUGUCUUGAAAACCCCGACCAGGGCAUCAGCGACAUGUGUCGGUUGUUCUUCACAGAAUUGGCUACCAAGGAUAAUGCCAUCUACAAUGCAUUCAUUGAUAUCUUCAGUGGCCUUUCGAACGACGACAGUUUAUCCAAGGAAGCUAUGAAACGUAUCAUCAAAUUCUUGGUGUUAUACAUUGACAAAGAGAAGCACCAGAAGCAGCUCUCCGAGAAGCUUUUGGUACGUUUGAUGAAGAGCGAAACGGAGAAGCAAUGGAACGACGUUGCCUUUGUGUUAACCACAAUUCCUUACAAAAACGAUAGCAUCACGCAAGCCCUCGAAGCUGGUUACAAAAUGGCUUCCGCAAGAGAAGCUUAA